AUGAGACUGGUGGUGAGACGACGCCUGGUCGUAGUAAGCAAGUAGUAAGUGGACGUGGUGGUGGAUUUGGGUGCGAGGGUAUAUAGCCUCGCCUUCUCCACCUUUCCUGAGACAGUUCUCUCCUCUGCACUGAACCAACAAGAAGUCUUUUCUCAUCUUCACCUCAUAUUUAUCUGCACAUUUUUGUCUCAACACCUCUCAAGUCACACGAGACACGAUACUUGUCACACAAACAGAGCACUUUUCACGCAACAAUGAAGUUCACAGUCGCCGACUCGUCUGGGUCCCUUGGCGUGGUGGCAGCCCUUGUGUUUUUGGUGGGGCUCGCGACGGCCGCCCCAGCCACGAACGACAUCAUCCCCGAAGGAAGCCCAGCCUACAACGAUCUCCUCCAGCAACAGAGAACCUGGUCCAGCAACGGGAGCGUGUUGCCCGGUGGUGGGGGUACUCUUGCUGGGACCCUUGGUGGUGGUGGUGGUCAAAAUGAGACGGCUUGCUCUCCGCUCAACCCUUGCGACGACGCUGCCAGGGACAAACAACUCCGUCUGCAGAGCAUUCAAGACUACGUUCUCAGCACGUUGGGUCGUGGCAAAGCGCCCACAAUACCGGCGGGGAGUCCACUGCUUGGAGGGCAACAGCAACAACCCCAGGCACCACAGGCCACCUCGUUUUCUGGAGAGAUCAAAACCUUCUACGCAUCUUGUGACGUUCCUUCCCGAGUGGACGACGGCGUGUGGACGGAUCCCGCCUACUUCCACCUCUUCUUCAAGUUCCCUGGUCGAAACGGAACGCUGAACAAUGGAUCCGAUCCUCUUCCCAGGAAACCUUUCACCACAAUCUCCGCCAAGCUAAAAAUUUUCAAGCUGGGAGAAAGCGCUCGUCUGGGUCGCAGUUCGGAGGAGGAGUCGAAUGAGACGACGAGACUGGACCAAGCCGUAGUGACGACGAGACCAGUUUCCGUGACCAGCUUGCUCCCUGGUGGUGAGGCUGCUCCCCUGGUGGAGGAGAAGAUCAGGGUCUCCGUCUACUGGUACAAGGCCCCCGUGACCAAGACACAUUACAAAAAGAAGCUGUUGGACACGAGAAUGAUUUCCGUGAAGGGGUCGAAAUGGGUCGAGUUUGACAUCAUCAAUGCAGCCGUGCCCUGGUUGGAGAGGAACGACAAGAACUACGGGAUCGUGGUGGAGGUUGAGAAUGAAGACAACGAUCCUCUCAACCCUGCCGAUUACUUUGCCAAUUUGGCCUGUCCCACCCGAAACAACUCCAACUCGUCCCAAAUGUUUCGACUGGCUCCGUCCCCACAGAUCGAAGUGUGCAUUCUGAACACGCCUCAUACGCAGAGGGAAAUUGACACGACCGAGUCCCCCGUGCCGUAUCCGCUCCAGAUGAGCCAGUCCUUCAGCCUCCUCUCCAGAAUGGCCAAGGCUCAUGAACAGCGAGCUGCAAAUCAGAAUACCAACAACAACGGGUCCGAAUGGCAGAACGAUGACCUUCCGCCGACCACUCGUCUCACAGCCACGCCUCGAACGCCGGUCAGGAAUACGCACAAACAUCGACAUGGUCACGGAGCCUCCAAAAAUAAGAAGCACCAACGCACCCACGGUGCCGACACCGCUUCAGCUUCCUCGUCUCCACCCACGGCGAGCACAACUGGAGGAUUCCAGCUGGACGAGGACCACCCCCUGCGAAGGAUUCUGGCCACGGUGGCAACGAACGUGCACUCGAGGGAGGCGGCGAGCAGGAGGCAUCACCACGUCCCUCUGGUGGGAGACCACUCCUCGUCUGAGGACUCCUCGGAGGGUGACGAAGACAGGGACAUAAUCAUUCAGAAGAUUUAUAUUCGCGGGGGCAGGGAUUCCGAGCAGCAGCAGGACAGAUAGGGUUGACAUUGCAUCCAGCAGUUUUUUGCCAGUUACUUAUUUGCCAGUAGUGUGUAGAUGAAGAUAUAAAUAUUCGACAUGGAUGCGUCAACGCCACCUCUCACAAGAAAUGAAUCUCUGUUGCCAAAUACCAUUAUUUACUUUGUACAGCAAACGUGAGUAGCCAUUUAGAUUAGAUUUUAAGGAUUUUCUAUGUACUGCUUAGUGUUAAAAAAUAUGUAGUUAGAAAUUUUCAACGGGUAGAAAAUGUGGGGCAAUUCUUGUCCACAUUUUAAUAUGUAUGUACAUGCCACCCACGACGCAUGUUGUGCACAAUAUCAAGUUACACCCACAGUUUUACAUUUACAAAGAAGAGGCCUCUUGUGCUACUGGACUUACCCACAGAUGUACAAAUAAUACUUCAAAAUGUACUUAACUAUAGUUUACAAGGUCCCUUGUUUCAGCUUUUACAGAUUUUUUGCUUCGUUUCUAUUUAGUUUAUCGAGUAUUUUAUUACAACGCGAGCACAACUGCUUGUUUGACACGGGUAUCUUAAAUAUAUUACUUAAUGCGUAGCCUUAAUUAAUUAUUUAACAACUAACUCGACGGCCCCAUUCCCCUCCAGACGCUAUGAACCAGUACGACUAUGACUUAGCUGUUGUGGAGUCCAAAUUACACCAUUUUUGACAACCACUACCCACCUAACGCUGACCAAAUGCCUUUAAAAUGGAAACGUGUAUCAAUUGGCUGUUUCAAUUUUGCACCAGAUUUUUAUCAAAUAUCAGAUUGAUCUUCACGACGAGAGUAUUACUAGUUGUAAGUUUAUAACCUAAGUUCCUGAACAUCUGCACACACACACAACAUUUAUUAUUAUUAUUAUUAUUAUUGUGUAUUACGCGUUAAUAACUUAAUCACACAUUCCCAACUUACUUGUGGGUGACAUAAAUAAUAUGAGCAUUAAAUACAUAUUUACAUAUUUAAGGGGAAUAAAUAAAGCCCGUUUUAUGCUAAAGUUCA
Molecule: messenger RNA, 2876 nt
Organism: Folsomia candida
Lineage: Eukaryota; Metazoa; Arthropoda; Collembola; Entomobryomorpha; Isotomidae
Exons: 7
Coding region: 255-1880 (541 amino acids)
Source: RefSeq, a predicted model, not a curated record